AGCAGCUGUUUUGCUCUUCUUAUUGCCUUUGUUUUCUCACAAAAAACAACAGCAACAAUUUUCUUCUUCUAAUCACCAUCAACGCCAUGGAAUGUAAAGACACACUUGCACUAGUUUCUCCCUUCUCAUCCUCUCCGUCUCCUUCCAAUUCUUCCCAAAAUCCUCUUCAAUCUUCUCCAAGCUUCCCUUCUUCUUCACAAUCAUCUCCACCCUCUCCUCCGCCCAUUGUUCUCAGCCCUUGCGCCGCCUGCAAAAUCCUUCGCCGCCGUUGCGUCGAAAAGUGUGUUUUAGCUCCGUAUUUUCCUCCAACUGAACCGUACAAGUUCACCAUUGCUCACAGAGUCUUCGGAGCCAGUAAUAUCAUCAAGUUCUUGCAGGAUCUUCCGGAGUCUCAAAGGGCGGAUGCAGUGAGCAGUAUGGUGUACGAGGCGAAUGCGAGGAUUCGCGAUCCAGUGUACGGUUGCGCAGGGGCAAUUUGUCAACUUCAGAAGCAAAUCGGAGAGCUGCAAGCGCAGCUCGCCAAGGCUCAAGCGGAACUUGUGACGACGCAAUGCCAGCAGCGCAACUUGAUCGCGCUGAUUUGCAUGGAAAUGGCGCAAUCUCAAGAACCCAUAUUGCAGCAGCAGCAGCAGCAACAGCACCAACAACUACAACUACAACAACAGCAACAACAAUUGGUCGACACAAGCUGCUUUCUCGAUGACAACAGUUUUGGCUCCGCCUGGGAACCUCUUUGGACAUGAUCGAAAGAGAAAACCAUCCUCAAUGCGUUAAAUUUUAACUUAUUCCAAGAACUAAGAGUGUGGAAUAUUUACAUAUAAAAGCAAGAAAUAUUGUAAUAUCACUUACAGAUUAGCAAAAACAGAAAUGAAAAGCGGAAGAGAGAGAGAGAGAGGGAAAGAGAAAAGCAGGAUCAUGGUUGUCCUUAUCCAGAGAAUGUGCUAAUUGAUAUUGAAUCAAAGCUCUAUUGGGUGACCUAAUUUUAUCUUCUAAAAUGGUUUUUCUA
Molecule: messenger RNA, 1006 nt
Organism: Mangifera indica (mango)
Lineage: Eukaryota; Viridiplantae; Streptophyta; Magnoliopsida; Sapindales; Anacardiaceae
Product: LOB domain-containing protein 1-like
Exons: 2
Coding region: 87-743 (218 amino acids)
Source: RefSeq, a predicted model, not a curated record